This is a messenger RNA of Fusarium verticillioides 7600, 150 nucleotides long. RefSeq lists its product as hypothetical. The transcript has a single exon. Lineage: Eukaryota; Fungi; Ascomycota; Sordariomycetes; Hypocreales; Nectriaceae. Gene Ontology annotation, biological process: carbohydrate metabolic process. Bases 1 to 150 code for a protein of 49 amino acids. The record is from RefSeq and is a predicted model, not a curated record.
AUGCCCAAGCAAAUACGCACCGAUGGCCUCACCCACUUGUACGGCUCGUUUGCUACUAUAGAUCCAGACACGCUUACGGUCAAGCCGUGGCAUGAAGACGAUGUGAAGCUCUACAAGGAGUUCACAGGUCUCAAGAAGAAAGGACUCUAG